AUGUCAAAACGUAAAAAUGCGUUUUCUGAAUCAAAAUCUGAAUCAAAAAGAAUACACGGAACACAGUUCGACGGUAAAAAGCACACGUUAGAUUCAGACGAGGAGGAUUUUGUUGACGAUGAUAAUGUACUGGAUGUGGACGAUAUUGAAGGUGAAGAAGAUGGUAUUGCAAGACAGGAUGGGGAGCAAAGAAUGACUGCAUUUAAUAUGAAGGAAGAAAUGGAGGAGGGGCACUUCGAUAAAGACGGGCAUUUUAUAUGGAGCAAUGAGACGGAGAUUAAAGAUAAUUGGUUGGAUAAUAUUGAUUGGCAAAGGAUUAAAACCAAUGCAAAAUUUAAGGAGAAAUAUAAUGUUGAUGAUAAAGGUUUGGGGGCAGAGUCGGACUCGGAUGAGGGUGCUGAGUCAGAUUUUGAUGAGAUAGAAACAUAUAAGAAAAUUAUUGGUUAUGUUAAGCCCAAAGAAACCAUAAAUAAGGCUAUAAAGAGGUUAAGUGGGGAUCAAAAGUUGUCUAGUAUGGAAAGAUUAAGGCGUAAGAAAGCUGGAACUUUAAAUUCUAGUGAAGAUGUAACAAAUCUGACCGAAUUUGCCAAUAAAAUAUUAACAAAGUUGGGUAAUAUGGAUAUUUAUCAGGAAACUUUUGAGCAAAUUCAGGGAAAAAUUGAUCUACAUGAUAACAAAAAUAAAGCUAAAGCCAAAGAACCAGAGUUGGACAUGUAUGCAGAUGAUUUCGAUUGUAAGGAACAAGUAAAAUUUACUGCAGGGCCUUCAACCAGCAAAAGUGGUGUAGACACUAAAGAAGAAACAAUAAAACAAGAAAUAAAAUGGGAGUUUAAAUGGAAACCGGAAGAUGAAGAUAUUCAGGGCCCAUACACAACAGCCCAAAUGGUCAAAUGGGCCAACGAGAAUCAUUUUAAAACUGGUGUUUUAGUGAGAAAAUGCGGUGACAACGGCAAUUUUUAUACCUCUAAUAGGAUAGAUUUUGAACUCUAUGAGUAG
This is a messenger RNA of Brassicogethes aeneus, 996 nucleotides long. NCBI's taxonomy places the organism in Eukaryota, Metazoa, Arthropoda, Insecta, Coleoptera, Nitidulidae. The record is from the annotation of a GenBank genome assembly.